Molecule: messenger RNA, 3492 nt
Organism: Bufo bufo (common toad)
Lineage: Eukaryota; Metazoa; Chordata; Amphibia; Anura; Bufonidae
Product: ras GTPase-activating protein 4-like
Exons: 21
Coding region: 102-2516 (804 amino acids)
Biological process (GO): regulation of GTPase activity; intracellular signal transduction
Source: RefSeq, a predicted model, not a curated record
UGCCAUCUGAUUGAUAUUUCUUUGCAGCCGCAAGCACCUGCUAUACGGAGCCGUGAGAGGACUGAUGUGGAGGGAGCCGAGGACCCUCUGCUCUCCCAGCCAUGGCCAGACGGAGCUCCCUGUUCAUUCGGGUAGUGGAGGGCAAGAACUUACCAGCCAAGGACAUAACAGGCAGCAGUGAUCCAUACUGCAUUGUGAAGAUUGAUGAUGAGACAAUUAUCAGGACAGCAACUGUUUGGAAAACCCUAUCACCAUUUUGGGGAGAAGAGUACAAGGUCCACCUGCCACCUAAUUUCCAUUCAGUAUCAUUCUAUGUUAUGGAUGAAGAUGCACUCAGCCGUGAUGACGUCAUUGGGAAGGUCUGUUUAACCCGUAAUGUUCUGGCUGAAUAUCCCAAAGGAUUUAACGGCUGGCUGAAUCUAACAGAAAUUGAUCCUGAUGAAGAAGUUCAAGGGGAAAUCCAUCUCAAGAUUGAAAUAUUUGGCAGUGACGUAUCAAGAAAACUGCGAUGUACAGUGUUUGAGGCAAGAGAUUUAGCAAGAAAAGAUCGCAAUGGAGCUUCAGAUCCCUUUGUCAGAGUGCAGUACAACGGCAAAGUACAAGACAGCAUGGUUGUGAAGAAGUCGUGCUAUCCCCGAUGGAACGAAGUGUUUGAGUUUGAUUUGGAUGACUCUUUCAAUGAAAAGUUAAUGAUAGAGGUUUGGGACUGGGACCUUGUCAGUAAGAAUGAUUUUCUUGGAAAGGUAAUGAUCAACUUAAAUGGACUUCAGCAAGAUUUACAGGAAGAAGGAUGGUUCAGACUGAGUCCAGGAAAGUCCAAAGCUAGUGUGGACGAGGGAAACCUUGGUUCUCUGCAGCUGCAAGUACGUCUCCGUGAUGAGACUGUUUUACCUUCAGAUUACUACAAGCCUCUGGUGCAGUUGCUGUGUCAGGAGGUUAAAGCAUCUCAUAAGGAAAAAAGUGGACAUUUAAUAACUUUAAUCGAUGAGACCACAUCGGCUGAGUGUAGACAGGAGGUGGCUGCCAACCUUGUAAAAAUAUUUUUGGGACAAGGGCUAGCAAAGGAAUUCUUGAUUUUGCUCUUCAGACUUGAACUUGAUAAAACAAAUGAACCAAACACAUUGUUCAGAAGCAACUCUUUGGCUUCUAAGUCAAUGGAAUCAUUUCUUAAGGUGGCAGGAACACAGUACCUGCACAGUGUCGUUGGCCCAACAAUAAAUCGUAUCUUUGAAGAGAAAAAAUAUAUUGAACUUGACCCCAGUAAAGUGGAGAUAAAAGAAGCAGGGUGCUCAGGUUUACAUCGGAUCCAGACAGAGAGUGAAUUAAUACUUCAGAGUGCUCAGCAUCUCCAGUCUUACCUUACUGAACUCCUAAUAGCAAUAGCCAAGUCAGUGAAGAUCUGUCCUGUAACUAUACGAGCCACUUUCCGGCAACUGUACAAGAGGGUAGAAGAACGGUUUCCAGAAAAUAAACACAUGAAUGUGAAGUUCAUUGCAGUGACAAGUUUUUUGUGUCUUCGGUUUUUCUCCCCCGCAAUAAUGUCACCUAAACUCUUCCAUCUAAGAGAAAAGCAUGCUGAUGCUCGCACAAGCCGGACACUACUUCUCUUAGCUAAGGCUGUACAGAAUGUUGGUAAUAUGGAUGCUCCAGCAAGCAGAGCCAAGGAGUCCUGGAUGGCUCCACUGCAGCCAACCAUCCAACAAGGAGUUUCUCAGCUGAAGGAAUUUAUCAUCAAACUCAUUGACAUUCAGGAGAAGGAAGAGCUGGAUCUACAAAAGUCACUAAACCUUCAGAGUCUAACAGUCAAAGAAGGUCAGCUAAUGGUCUACAAAACUAAAUGUAAAGGAUACCUGCUGACAUCGUCUUUCAAAAAGCUUUUCCUCUCAUUAACUGUUGAUGCACUAAGUUUUGCAAAGACUCAAUUUUCUAAGAAAAGUUCAUUUAUACCCCUAUCAAGAAUCCGAGCCCUGGAGAAGGUAGAAGAAAAAAGCUUUGGAAACUCAAAUGUAAUGCAGAUAAUUUACACGGAUGAAAAUGGCGGCCUGGAGGCAUUAUAUUUGCAGUGUAAGUGUGUUAAUGAACUAAAUCAGUGGCUCUCGGCAUUGCGGAAGGUCUGUGUCAACAACAGCAAUAUGCUUGGUUCCUACCAUCCUGGUGUCUACAAAGGAGAGAAGUGGAGUUGCUGCCACCAGAAGGACAAAGCAGUUGCUGGUUGUGACAAAACUCGACAUGAAGUCACAUUACAGGAAUGGAAUGAUCUCUUGAAUCCAGACCUGGAGGCACAGCUCAUUUUCAGACACUUGAUUGGAGUAAGAGAGUUAAUGAGGGAAAAGUACUUGGAACUAACAAAACACGAUAAAAGCAGCAAAUCUGACUUAACCGCAGAUCCUGCAAGAAAGGACAGUACUACACAGCUUUUCCAGAUUCUCAAAGACCUCGAAGUUGCUCAUGAUUCUUUCCUGGCUGAUUCGCCAAAUUUUGCUGAUCAGGAAAAAAAGUACCUGCUGGAAGUAUAACCCCUGUAAAUAUUGUAAGGUUGUAAUGAUAAAACUGAAUGUACCUAUAAUGCUACAAAUUCAACAUUCAAGUCAUGUAACAUUUAGCCAAAAAUACCAUUAACGCAGUUAGUCCAGCCUGUCGUAAUUUAUAAAGCUGAGAACACCAAGUACAAUGGAACUAUAUCCUGCCAGGCCAUUUUUCUAGGUUUUUAAUCUAUUCUGCACCAGUGUAUAAUCUUUCACAGCUGGGACAACCAGGCAGGCUUUUACAUAUCACACACACAAUAAUAGCAAGCUGUAUAUAACACUAUUACCAUUUUAUUUUUUAUUAAAACUGACAACAGAUAUAGUUUGUCUUUUGUGUUUUUUCCGUUGAUUUUUAGAUAGUUGUACAGAAGCUUUAGGAAAAAAAAAAAUCUGCCCCCUAAAAUCUUGCCAUAAAUGGUUAUGUUAAAAAUACACAAUGAAGAAAUGUACAAUAGGUAGGAGAGAUGUAGACAAGAAACACUGGAUCAGUACAUCGAGUGGGCUUAGUGAUGCUGGUGAUAGAGAUAUAGGUAUGAAUACUUAUUGAAGAGCAUUUUUCCUUGUGUGAAGGUCAGUAUUUUACACAAACAAUUCAAAUACGUUCUUUUCAUCUUAUUUUAGACAAACAGAUGUGGGAUUUUCAAGGUGAUAACCAGUAGCAGCAUUAGGGCUUAUGCACACGACUGUUGUUGUUUUGCAGUCCGUUUUUCACGGAUCCGUUGUUCCGUAUCAGUUUUUUUUUCUCUUAUUUAAGUCCUGUUCCGUUAUUCCACACAACAUAUCCGUAUGGUUUCCGUAGGCGAUACGUUUUUUGCGGAUUGGAAACGGAAAAAGUAACUUAUUAAUGACCAAAUACAUGAGCAAUAUGGGCUGGGCAUAGCAUUUUUACAGUAUGGAUCUGCAAAAUACGGAUGACGAUUGUGUUCCGUGUGCGUUGCGUAUUUUUUUCGGACCCAUUGACUUGAAU